CAUGCAAAUUUUGAUUGUUACCUAGAGGAUCAAGACAUAAUGGGAGCAUUUUUAGACAAACCAAAGAUGGAAAAACAUAACGCCCAAGGCCAGGGUAAUGGGUUGCGAUAUGGGCUAAGCAGCAUGCAAGGCUGGCGAGUUGAAAUGGAGGAUGCACAUACAGCUGUGAUUGGUUUGCCAAGUGGACUUGAAACAUGGUCAUUCUUUGCUGUAUAUGAUGGGCAUGCUGGUUCUCAGGUUGCCAAAUACUGCUGUGAGCAUUUGUUAGAUCACAUCACCAAUAACCAGGAUUUUAAAGGGUCUGCAGGAGCACCUUCUGUGGAAAAUGUGAAGAAUGGAAUCAGAACAGGUUUUCUGGAAAUUGAUGAACACAUGAGAGUCAUGUCAGAGAAGAAACAUGGUGCUGAUAGAAGUGGGUCAACAGCUGUAGGUGUCUUAAUAUCUCCUCAGCAUACUUAUUUCAUUAACUGUGGAGACUCGAGAGGUUUACUUUGUAGGAACAGGAAAGUUCACUUCUUCACACAAGAUCACAAACCAAGUAAUCCGCUGGAAAAAGAACGAAUUCAGAAUGCAGGUGGUUCUGUGAUGAUUCAGCGUGUGAAUGGCUCUUUGGCUGUGUCAAGGGCCCUUGGGGACUUUGAUUACAAAUGUGUCCAUGGAAAAGGUCCUACCGAGCAGCUUGUUUCACCAGAGCCUGAAGUCCAUGAUAUUGAAAGAUCUGAAGAAGAUGAUCAGUUCAUUAUUCUUGCAUGUGAUGGUAUUUGGGAUGUUAUGGGAAAUGAAGAGCUCUGUGAUUUUGUAAGAUCCAGACUUGAAGUCACUGAUGACCUUGAGAAAGUUUGCAAUGAAGUAGUCGACACCUGUUUGUAUAAGGGAAGUCGAGACAACAUGAGUGUGAUAUUGAUCUGUUUUCCAAAUGCACCCAAAGUAUCACCAGAAGCAGUGAAGAAGGAGGCAGAGUUGGACAAGUACCUGGAAAGCAGAGUAGAAGAAAUCAUAAAGAAGCAGGGGGAAGGCGUCCCUGACUUAGUCCAUGUGAUGCGCACAUUAGCGAGUGAGAACAUCCCCAGCCUCCCACCAGGGGGUGAAUUGGCAAGCAAGCGGAAUGUAAUUGAAGCCGUUUACAAUAGACUGAAUCCUUACAAAAAUGAUGACACUGAUUCUACAUCAACUGAUGAUAUGUGGUAAAACUGCUCAUCUGGCCAUGAAGUUUACCUUCACCUCCAAAGCAAAGUACAGCUCAACUUCACUGAACCUUUUAAACAUCCAUCCUCAACUUGUAAGGAAUAUAUGACGUGGGUGAGAAUGAUUACACCAGAGAACGUCAGCAGUACAACAGCUAGCCCAGAACUGAUUUUUUUUUUUUUUUUGUAAAUUUGCGACUUAUGUAAACGUGAUUUUAAAUCAUAAUUCAUGUUGUAAAUCAGACUCCAGCAAUUUUUGUUGUAUGAUUUUGUUUUUUGUAAAGUAUAAUUGUCCUUGUACAAAAUGCUCAUAUUUAAUUAUGAACUGCUUUAAAUCACUAUCAAAGUUAUAAGAAAUGUUUGGCUUGUUGUGUGAUGCAACAGAUAUAUAGCCUUUUCAAGUCAUUUUGUGUCUGGCCUUGGGGUUGGGACAGGGAGAGCAGCAGCCAUAUCAGCUAGAAAUUCAAAAGUGCAUGUGAUUUGGAGAAGUAUUCCAAAAUUUUACAAAGCUGAACACCCAUGGAGUUAAUCAAAAACUAUCUCAAUGUUCUUAGCAGUGGGACUGGCAUUGUUGAUAAAGCUGGUCCCUACAUUUAACUCUCUUUUAGGUUGUUCUCUCCUUGUUGCCAUGAGUAUUGCAGGUAAUACAAUAUAUUCAUAAGAAUAUCAAUCUUGAGGCUAAAAUGCCUUGAUUCUUUGCACCUCUUUUACAAGUCUUACAUUUAAUUACUAAUUGAUAAGCAGCAGCUUCCUACAAAUAGUGGGAGACUGCCACAUUUUUGCUAUCAUGAUUGGCUGGGCCUGCUGCUGUUCCUAGUAAGAUAUUCUGAAUUCCAUUUUAUCAAUAAAGCUUGAUUUAACAAACAAGACAUUUAAUCAUGUAUGUGUAAUUCCUCCUUUUCCCGGUCCUUAUUUUAAGACACCAUGCCAUUGUAAAUGAGAAAUUUCUCAUGGGGAAAGAUGUUAGUCUCUUUUAAUUGGAAAAUACUGUGACUCAAAGGCAUAGAUGGAACUGUUUCCCUUCUAUUAGAAUGACUAUAAAAGAUUUAAGUCUCUGUUGUUCCAUAAUAUAUUUUAAUGGGUUUCUUUCUAGCUGCUUAUUUUUUCAUUAAGGUGUGUAUCAGCCUGAAUUUGCCUAUCAUUUAAUUAAAAUAAUUGUCAAAGCUUGACAAUCUAACACUCUAUCGUAGGUGUGUGUGUGUUUGUGUGUGUGCUUGUGAUUUUUAAUUGGCCCAUGUCUUUAGAAUCCCAAUAGUUAAGAUGUAUUUAGUGAUCUGAAAUAUAGCAUGCUGAUAUUAUUUAGUUGUUGGUCUUUAAAAGUAACUUUCAAAAGUUUAAAGAAUUGUAGAUGUACAAAUAACCUAAUCUAAUUUAGGCUUAAAUUCCUGAUUAAGCAUGUGACAGUAAGUUUUAAAAUCUGUCACAUUGAAAAGACUACUGUUCUGUGCCCUUCGAUAUUUUUCUCUCUUUAGGUUGAAUAUUGUAUUUAAUCACCAUGUAAUUUAAUCAUUCAGUAGGCAGAUUCCCUACUAGAAAACAUUUAAAAUGUAAGACUUAAAUAGAACAUGGACUACAAAAUCAAAACUUUGUAUAUAAAAGGUAGUAUAACUCUUAUUUUUCCCUAAGUUGGAAAUACACAUAUUUGUAUAUAUAGCCUUAAACCUAAUGUAAAGUUAGGAAAGUAGUGGGAAAAUGUGAAGUGUCUUAGACAAGUAGCUACAUACCAGCAGAAUUUUUUCAUUAUCCCUCGUAUUUGUGAGGUGAUUAAAUGUAACCUAAUUGUAUUUAAUUUAUAUCUUAAUCCAGCAUGAAGAAAAACAAGUACUAUUUAUAUUUAGAAAUUCAUAUAACAGUUGGAAUUACAGAACCAAUUCCGUACUUACAAAUAAAUGCUUAAUGUCAGUCUGGUAGAGUGCAAAGUAUGAUAAUGUUCUGAGUUGUGACUUUGCAAACAUCGAAAUGUACAUUUAAUGAAUACCAUUACUUCUAGAAUAGAUGAACAGACUAGUACUGAACUAAAUUCUUACUAUAAUUGUUUAAUUUUUUAAGUAGACUGAAGUUUUUAAUUGAAAAAUGAUUUGGAUUUUGAGAUGCAAAAUCUUGCAUAAUAAGUAAAAUAUGUGAUGGCAAGUUGUAUUUCAAACCAUAAUGGCAUAUUUAGAGAUGUUUUUGACAGUAUUUAAAAAAGAGGUUCACAUAUUCCUCUGUUAAAAUUAUUAGUGUGGAAAUUAGGCUUGGAAGUGAGAGGAAACUAUUAAUUACAAUCUAAGAAGACUAAAUCUUUUCUACAUGGGUCAGCAUCGCCAUAGUAGAUAGAGUUUUUCAUUAUAAAAAUAUAGGAAGGAAGUAUACAUUAUAACUGCAGACUGUGCGUGUUCUUGAUUCCUGGGGCUAAUGGUGGUGGGGAACCAGCCACACUUUUAAAAGGCACUUUUGCACCACUGUUGUGCACUACAUUUUUGUACCACUUAAAUUCUUAACUUCCCACCCCCCUCUUGUGUGCUAAUUAGCAUCUCAGGGCAAUGACUUUUUAAUGUGUUGUAUGUUCUUUUCUUUGGGGGGAAACGUUCUUGUGUGAUCAUAUACUGUUCAAAUGUACUUUCAUUUAAAUGUUUUAACAGGAUGAACCCAUUUUGCUGCUUUUAAUAGGAAAUUCAUUUUGUAUAGCAGAUUCUUGUUACCCUAACAUUAAAAAAUUUCACUGAUCUCUUAUUGUUUUAGAAAGGUGAACUCUCUUAAUCUCCACUUUCUUAGGGAAUAUACUUUUACAGAUAAGAGAAGCAGUUCUUAAUAUUAGCAUUAAUGCUAAACAAUCCAAGUGGUAUUUUUCUUAGCUUUAGAACUGUUUCAAACUUAUUUUUAAUUAUGAUGCAUUAACUUGCUUCUAGAGUGAUAUGUAAUUAGUGUACUGCUCCAACCACUUUUUUACUAACUUCAUAACAUUAAGAAAUUUGUAUUAAAGAAUAAAUCAGCUAUAUAAUUCACAUAAUCUGAAUGGUAGCAGUACUUUUAGUGAUCAUCCAGUUGACCAUAUAUUAAUACAGCUAGUAACUCACCUUUUUUACAAAUGCAUAUGUCCUUGCUCGCAAGGAGUUUACAUGUGAAUAGAAUUUAUAAUCUAAUGUAUGUUAAUAUUAUAACUGGGUCACUCAUCCAAAAAAUAGUUAUUGCCCACCUACUGUCUGCCAGAUACUGUUCCUGAACAAGGCGGGUCUCUGCCCUAAGGAGCUCAUUUGCAGUUCCUUUAUUCACUUGAAAACCCUUUUCUUCUCAAAGUUAAAUCUCAUUUACAAGAAACUUUUGCUUAAUACAUAGGAAUAAAAUUGGUCUAAUGAGCCUCUUUUCAGAAUGCUUGGUUGCCUUUUGCAAAUGGCCUUUACUCUUCCUGCUGACAAUAAAUAAUCAGAGAAAUAGGUAAUGAAUUUCUUAGAAGUCUCUAGCGUUAGAAAUACUGGUGGAGUUUUAUGGCAUUUUUUUAAAAAAUUAUAUAGAGAGAGUUAAAUUUAAGUAAAACUUUUCCUGAAAACACACUGCCAGUGUUAACAUCCAGUUUUAACCAAAUGAGUACUGUGUUUUAAUUUUUAAAGAUAAGGAAUUCCCUUGUGGCAUGGCAGGUUAAAGAUCUGGCGUUGUCAUUGCAGAGCUUGGGUCGUGAUGUGGCACAAGUUCGAUCCCUGGCCCAGGAACUUUCGCAGGCCAUGGGCACAACCAACAAAAAAUUGCCCAUCUUUAUGGACAAAUUCAUAUGGAAAUUCAGUUGGUUUUUGAAAGAACUGAUGAAAUUGCUUAUGAUUUUUUAAUUUCUGAACUUCAUGGUGUACAAUUUUAAUUCAUAAGUUUGAGAGAUUUAAACUAAUGUUUUGAUUGCCAUUUGUACAGUAUUGUUAGGAUUUGGUAUUUGAAAAUAUGUAAAUAUUUCAGUAUAUAAAUCUCAUUUGAGGUUUUUCUUCAAAGGGAACUUUUAGAGCUUCAUAUCCUUUUGUUUAAAAUACUGCUGAACAUUUUUUAAUUAAGUUUUCUUUUUGGCAUCAGAAAGAUUCUUUUUACUUUAAAUUUUAGAAGCCUAAUUUUAAUUUCCUUCAAUAAUGUGCCAUGAAAUGGGGGUUUUAUUGUUUUAAAUGUUAUAUACAAUACUUCAGAAUAUGCUUGAACUAUUUAAGAAUGCAUUUUCUAAAUGUUAUCGGUAUAAUACUGUAUUGUUGGUGAGAGUAGUCAGUCUCAGGUAAGUGUUAGUUAAUACUGAUCGAACACUACAGAGAUGAUGAGAGGCACCGGGUUCCACUUUUGUGCCCUUUGCCACAGAUUCUUUCCCUUUUACCUGCCUAAUAUAUUUAGUGGCCUCUGCUCUCAUGUUUUCCUAAUUAUAGUACCAACAGGUAGGAGUGUGCCAAUUAGAAAACACUCAGAUGGAUUAAAACAAACUGUAGUUGACAACUUAUACUUUUAUUAGAUGGGGAGGGAAAGGUUGUUUAAAUUUAUAUAACAACGGCGUGACUUUUUUCCUCCCUUAUCCUGCAGGAAAUGUUGCUUAAUUUCCUCUACUACCCUCUUGGUGGCGUCUCUUUUUUUAGACCGAAUACGGCCAAUUCCAUUUUAUUGAGCAAGAAAGCUUAGUGCAUUACCUCACCAAGGCCAAUUAAUACUAUAUUAAAUUGGGUCAAAAAUAAGAAAAUGUGGGAACCGGAAAGGUGGGAAGAUGCCCAUGAGGACAGAGGAAGACUACUAUUAUUUAAAAAAGCCAUAGGAAGGUCUUCCUUGGAUCUAGCUGUCAUAUAAACCAGCAAGAAUCAACCUUUACUUAUGCAGAUAAUUUGCUUUUUCCUGGAAGGCAGAUAAUGAUAAAAAUUAUUGCUUCUCUAACAUAGAAACAACUGAGAAAAAUAAAUGCAAUGUUUCUUCACCACAAAACCGAAUCCUUCAUUUUUUUCAUUGUUCCAAACCCCAGUUUUCUAUUAUAGCUUUCUCAUUGAAUUAUUUAGAAAAACUGCUUAUAAUUUUUCCUUUUUAUGAAGUCCUCUUGAUAUAGUAAAGGACUUUUAGUAACAUUUUAUUUGUAUGGUACUAUCUGAAGUUAGAUUUGUUAGGAGAUGGAUAGCUACAGAACAGAAUCAGUCCUGUCUUAAUUAGGUACAAAUUCAUUGCAGCAAUACUUCUUAAACUUUUAGGGUCACAGACCCUUUGAGACUGAAUAAUCCUAGGAAAAUGCAUAUAUAAUGUACUUAGCUCCCCAAAAUUUGCAGUAUUGGCAGUGACUUGUGGGCCCCCAGUUAUUGGGGCAGAAUGUUUAAAAUAGGAUCUAACAUACAGCCACCAAUGUAUAGGAUUAAUGACAUUUCUGUUAAAUAAAACUACCAUGGAAAAAACUGAUUAGCUUGCUGCUUUGUUGCCAAAAUGAGAUGUUCGGUUACAGUUUAUUUCACAUCUAUGGACAUUUUGAAAUGGAGACUGUUGUCUUACAUGGUUAGCCCUUAAGUCAAUGGCAUAUCUAUAGGAAAAAUAUCUUGUUUAUAGGGUUAUGCCCAAAUACUUGUUGAUUUGUUUUACUCUUGAAAUAAUUCAUUUCAUUUGUAUAAAUGUUAUGAGUGGAGAGACCACAUACAUAUUAAAAGCAUGUUGAAUUAUUAUAUAGGUUCACUUUUUAAAUUCCAUACAUGUAAAUCUAAUACAAUUGCAUAAAUAUCUCCUAAACACAGUGUAUAACAAAAUUCUCCACAGUAAUUCACCCACUGUUUGCAGUUUAUGUGAUCCAGACUUUUAAAGAAAUUCCAGAAAUGUAAAUGUUGUAUUAUGUACCAUUUCCUGGUCCAGAGAAAACAUGUGAAUUCAGUUCUAACUUUAAGAAUGUACUUUUUCUUUUCAAGUCCAUUGAAGAAAUUGCAUUCAGCCUGUGAAUGGUUGCAGAUUGUAUGAGAUGAAAAGUAGAAAUAAUUCUAGUUUGCAAAACUGGUACCACUAAAUAAACAGGCAAUUGCACAA
Messenger RNA from Sus scrofa (pig), 7160 nucleotides. Lineage: Eukaryota; Metazoa; Chordata; Mammalia; Artiodactyla; Suidae. The record is from RefSeq and is a predicted model, not a curated record.